Messenger RNA from Oldenlandia corymbosa var. corymbosa, 2518 nucleotides. The record is from the annotation of a GenBank genome assembly. NCBI's taxonomy places the organism in Eukaryota, Viridiplantae, Streptophyta, Magnoliopsida, Gentianales, Rubiaceae.
GUCACGAAGUAAGGUGUAAAUCUUAAUAUCUGAGCACCACCAAAAAAAAAAUAAAAUAACAUAAAUCAUAAUAAUAAAAAUCGUGACUUCAAAAGAGCAGAGGUCUAACUUGAGGAAGGUACUAUUAUUAUUUGUCACAACUCAAAGCGUGAAGGUGGUAAAUGAAAUCCUGAUAUUCUAAAAAGGAAACGAAAAACAUGCGCUAAAAACGUCAGGUUUUUAAUCAUUUUUAAGUUCAAUUUUGGGAGGAACAGAAUUAUACGUGCUCAGGAUGUUAGCUCCAUCAUCAUCAUCAUCAUCAUCCGCAUUGAAAUGGGUGGUGCAAACUCCAUUUCAUGGUUUCCCACACUGCCCCAAUUGUCCCUCGCAACAAUCACCAAUUAGUAGCAUUAAGUUUCCAGAUAAAACCCGCCGUACAACCCCCAGAUUCUCAAUUUUGCAGACCAAAGCCUCCAUUGAUGAGAAGCUCCCUGUUCUUGAUCCUGAUGUACAAGAACAGCCCACCUCACGACAAGAAGUUGAAGAGAGUGUUCGGGUGCUGAAAAAUGCGGCCAAGACGAGGAAAGUUCCGGCCAAGGAUAUACUCUCGGCUUUCGCCGUGAUUGAGAAGGCGAAAAUCGAUCCUUCAGGAUUUCUUGAAACUCUUGGUGGAACAGAGUCACCUGGUAGAACAUGGAUGCUGAUAUUUACUGCACAGGUUAUAUGUUUUUAUCACUUCUGCUACCUCUUGGGGAUAAUCAUCCAAUUGAUUUUCAUUCUGAUCUUAAUUAGGAAUUGUGAUAUUUGCAGAAAAAGCUGGAAAGCGGUAAAUACUUCCCAAUCACUGCUGUUCAGCGGUUUGAUGCAGCUGUAAGUUUCCUUGAAAUGGCCUUUGUUGUUUAUAUCAAUUGAUCUUUAUGACAAAUCACUUUGGGGAUUCUGGAGUAGUGGAGUUUGCUCACUAAGUUAAAUGAAAUAGUAACUUAGAACUCGGGUACAAAGUGCGUUCUGUUUGAUGAAUUUAGGGAGUGAUUGAUCUGCACCAAGAACAUUUUGUUGGGAAUGUGGAAAAUGCAACUUCUUUUCUUGUUGUUGACCUUCAAUUUUGUUCGGCACAAGUGCAUUUCGCUCUUACACUUGCUUGAAUGAUUAUGAAUGACACCAUCUAUUCAUGUCGAUUUUUCCAGUGCGAUUAACAUUUUCUUUCAGAAUGAGUGAUGUGGUGUGGUCUUUGAUUGAUGUAUACAGUUCACAUCUGGUUUAUGGAGAAGGAUCACUCGAUUAUUUGUGUUUUAUGGUCUGGAAUUCGUUGAAGCCAUGCCUUUCUUCAAUGGAUAUGGAGGAUGAAGAAAACUUAGAUUCGGUUAUUAUACCUUUUGGAGAUUAACAUAUUAUCACUUGUGUUUUCAGGGGAGGAGGAUUGAGAAUGGAGUAUUUUUGGGACCUCUUGGAUUCUUGACAUUUGAAGGCAGAUUCUCUUGGAAGAAGAGAAUACUGGCCUUCAUAUUUGAGCGCAUUCGAAUAAAAAUAGGGCCUUUGAGCCCUUUUGAAUUCAGCUUUAAAGGAGAAGAUAACAGAGAACCAAGCAACAAGGAUCCAUUUUUCAUUUGGUUUUACAUUGAUGAGGAAAUAGCAGUUGCUAGAGGUAGAAGUGGCGGCACUGCUUUCUGGGUUCGCUGUCAGCGUGUUGGCAGUUCUUGAAUCUAUUUUCGCAUUCCUAGUGUGUAUAUUCUGCUGAAAGAGAAUUACAGUGACUGUCGUGAUUUGGCUGCUACUGUAGUAUUGCUCAAAACCACAGUUGACUAUAUAUAUUGGUAGCUUGAAGAGAGUUAAUCGCAGACCAUUUGUGUUUUCUCUGAUAGCAAAGACCUUAAAUAAGUUCUCGACAAGCAAGCCUGUCGUGUUCUAAAGGAUUUCCUGGUUCUCAAACAUAAGAGGAUGUCGAAGUUGAAUGAAUUCUUCAUGUUCAAUUUGUGAAAGGAAAUGUGGUACGAUUCAUGCACAAAUUGUGUUUUACAGGAGUGGUUCAGAAGGAUGAUCUUAUGACGAUAUAUUGUUUUAUUUAUCAAUCGUUCAUAAACCACAAUCUUCAUCCUUUUGAUUUCAUUCGAUGUCCUAUUAGUUUCUUAGCUUUUAGUUGAUAAAAUUGUGCAGAUUAAAGGUCCUGCAUUGUUUAAGAGCAGAAUUAGAAUAUGCUAAAAUUAUUACUCCUUUCGACUUUUGAAGUUAAUUAAUGCAUAUCAGACCAUGAGAUGAACUCAGACGUGACUAACUGUCAACUUAAUGCAAACCUCCUCUUCAAUUCGAGUUUGGAAUGACAGCAGUUGGUUCAGACAAAGGGGAUUGCAGACAUAGUCCCCUCCUGUAAUGAGAAAUGCAAUGUCUGCUACUGAUUUAAUAUUCUUCUUUCUAUUUUGUUUGCACAAUUAAGGACCUUCGCUUGAUGUGUUAUUGAUUGGUUUUCCAUUUUUGUACGUAUAUAUUUAUUUACGCACAAAAAACAUUCUUUUUCUUUGAUAUUCUUUUCCCUCAAGAAGUU